UUGAGCACAGAGCAGCACUCAGUAGUGUGAGCAGCGGGCAGUACCGCAGGAGCGCUGAGGCCGCUGUGUUAUGUCCUCGGGCUGGAACAACAGCGAGAUCAGUGGUCCUUGAGCUGGACGGCGACGAGAUGAACGGCCACGGCGAGCAACGCGAAACCGGCCGAGCGUCGAGCGUCGCCACGAGGAUGCCCCAGCAGCAGCAGCAGCCGCCUCGGCUCCAAGUGGCCCCGGGCCUCGAGGCCAUACACAACGCCUGCAAGGAGCUAUAUCCCGACCAGAGCAACCCGCUCACUGUCACGGCCAUCGUGAAGUAUUGGUUGGGCGGCCCGGACCCGCUGGACUAUAUCAGCAUGUACGAGAACCCCGGCUGCCCGGAGCUCGGAGUGCCGUCGCACUGGCACUACGUCAGCCUGGGCCUGUCGGACCUGCACGGCGACGAGCGGCUGCACCCGUUCGGCGGCCCCGGCCAGCCCUCGGGCUUCGGCUUUGAGCUGACCUUCCGGCUGGUGCGCGGCGCCGGGGAGAGCAGCCCACCCACCUGGCCGGCCCACCUCAUGCAGCAGCUGGCCAAGUACGUGUUCAGCUCGGGUAACCUGCUGGUGGCCGGCGACCACGUGUCCUGGCACGCGCCCCUCGACGGCGGCGCCGCCGGCGGACCGGGCCGCCUCACGCAGAUCCUCGUGAGCAGCGACGCCCAGCUGCCCAGUAGCCUGCUCACGCCUCACGGAGACGUGCAGUUCGUGCAGAUCGUGGGCGUGACCUCGGACGAGCUGCGCGCGGCCCAACACUGGAACGGCCUGGGCCUCGUGGAGUUGCUGAAGCGCAGUCGCGCCUGCGGGCCCUGGCUGCUCACCGACAUGCGCCGCUCGCGCUCCAUCAUGGACGAGGACCCCUCGGUGGCGCUCAGCGUGCAGGAGGGCAUCGAGCGCGAGGGCUCCAACCUCAGCGGCGUGUCCGCCAAGUGCUGCUGGCUGCCGGCCGAGGCCGGGCCCGGGGGGCUCGGCACCGCGGGCGCCAGCUACCGUGAGAGUCGCGACGAUUCGGACGAGGAGCCCGAGCCCGGCGUCAAGUCCGAGCGGCUAUCGCCGUCCUGCGAGCGCGCCGCCGCCGAUGAGGCCGACCUGAGGGUGCUGCGCGGCCUGCAGCUCACCUUCAACCUGGAGGCUGGCAGCCUGCUGCCCCUCGCCAUCAAGGGCAGAGUCAUGCACGGCAGGCAUUUCACCUUCAAGUCGGUGCUAUCGCACGCGGCCAUCACCUUCGUGGCGCCCACCGUGACCAACACCAUCGUCACCAAGGACAGGCCCUACGUCGUGCAGGGCCCCUGGCUCCAGGCGCUCGUGCCCGACGAGCUGGCGGCGAAGAUGGCCCCGGAAUUGCAGGUUCUCGGCAGUCCCCAGCGGCUUCAAUUGCCAAAAACGUUCUCCUGGCCGGAGCACAACCUCACCAUUACCAUUGUCGACGAUUAGUUCCAUUUCAACCGAACGCGACGGAUUUUCGUUUGCCAAUCUACCAGCAAUUGUGGUUCGAGUAGUGCCUUCUCUGCUAUCUUACGCCGAAUCGAAUGGCUCAUACUCGUUGGCGUACCGUCUGUUGCGGCAAAAGACUGCGUUUUCAAAUGACAUAUUAUUAUUGACGUGUGAGUUUGUUUUAUUUUUACUAUGUUGUGCAACCAGUCGAUGGAUUUGCAGUACUCUCUUUCUCUCUUUCAUUUCGCGAACGAGUCGAAUAGUUUUAUUAAUACUCAUCAAUCAAAGUAUUACCUAUAGAGGCUUUAAUAGACAUUCAAUUGGCCAGCCUGAAAUGUAUUAUACAUAUUUAGAGUAUACAAUCGUACUAGAUCAAUUAACUUGAAAGACUUAUUUAUACAAAAUAAUAUUUUAUAGUACGAGUUUAGCCAACAAAAAGUGUGCAUUUUCAUAAAGUCUGUAUUUUAAUUUUGUACAUAAGA
Phymastichus coffea is the source of this 1948-nucleotide messenger RNA. It is a transcript of the gene Su(fu), whose product is annotated as suppressor of fused homolog. The coding region runs from base 129 to 1466 and encodes 445 amino acids. The record is from RefSeq and is a predicted model, not a curated record. Gene Ontology annotation, molecular function: transcription factor binding. The transcript is spliced from 7 exons. NCBI's taxonomy places the organism in Eukaryota, Metazoa, Arthropoda, Insecta, Hymenoptera, Eulophidae. Gene Ontology annotation, cellular component: nucleus; cytoplasm.